Messenger RNA from Helobdella robusta, 966 nucleotides. RefSeq lists its product as hypothetical. The transcript is spliced from 8 exons. Bases 1 to 966 code for a protein of 321 amino acids. Gene Ontology annotation, biological process: spermidine biosynthetic process. Gene Ontology annotation, molecular function: spermidine synthase activity. NCBI's taxonomy places the organism in Eukaryota, Metazoa, Annelida, Clitellata, Rhynchobdellida, Glossiphoniidae. Gene Ontology annotation, cellular component: cytosol. The record is from RefSeq and is a predicted model, not a curated record.
AUGGAUAAAAGUAAACUCGAAAAUUCCGAAACGAAACGAGACGAAAUCGUCUUGCCGUAUACAUUAUCAACGAGUAGCGCCAUCUACAAUGGCUGGUUCAUGGAAUGCAUUGACGCGUCGUGCCCUGGGCAAGCUUUCUGUUUAAAAGUUGAUCCCAAUCCUGUUACCUGCCUGAAGUCUGACUAUCAGGAUAUAAAAGUUCUGAAGAGCGAAUCAUACGGAAACGUCUUAGUCCUUGAUGGGAUCAUAAACUGCACGGAACGGGACGAGUGUUCCUACCAGGAGAUGAUGACACACCUUGCUAUGUGCAGUCACAAGAAUCCCAAAAAAGUUUUGAUUAUCGGUGGUGGUGACGGUGGAAUCGCUAGAGAAGCCGCGAAGCAUGCGUGCGUUCAGAGGGUCGACCAGUGUGAGAUUGAUGAGAAAGUAGUUGACGUGUGUCGAGAUCAUCUGGAAAGUAUGUCACGCGGUUAUGAUAACGAUAAAGUUGACCUACAUAUCGGAGACGGGUUCGUGUUUUUGAAAGAGCGGAAGCAGGAGUAUGACGUCAUCAUCACGGAUUCCUCCGAUCCUAUUGGACCGGCCGAAGUGUUAUUUGGACUUGAGUAUUACAAACUUCUAUAUGAAUCAUUGAAAUCUGGAGGGAUUAUUGUUAGCCAAGGCGAGUCAUUAUGGAUAGAUGGAGGAAUGGACUACAUGCCGGAACUGAUAAAAGAGAUCUCCAGUAUCUUUCCAUCUGUCGAUUACGCCUACACGUACAUACCUUCCUACACAACUGGUCAGAUCGGCUUCAUACUGGCCAGUAAGGACGAGGGUACUAACUUCCGGAAACCGGUUCGCAUUUUGAGUGACGUGGAAAAAAGCUCGAUGAACUUGCAGUACUACAGCGAGAAGGUUCACGAAAGUUCCUUUGUAUUCCCAAGGUUCAUUCAAAAGGUACUGGAUCAGUGCUUGAACAGGAAUUAG